Molecule: messenger RNA, 2076 nt
Organism: Paramuricea clavata
Lineage: Eukaryota; Metazoa; Cnidaria; Anthozoa; Malacalcyonacea; Plexauridae
Source: the annotation of a GenBank genome assembly
UUCCGUUCUUCUUGUCUAGAUCAAAAUUUCGCCAAUAGCCAUUUCUCAUUUCAAUUUUUCAGCUUGAGAUCUGGGACACAGCAGGUCAGGAACGCUUCAGGACAAUCACCCAAAGUUAUUACAGACGCGCCACCGGUUUAAUCCUACUCUACGACAUUACUAAAUACGAAUCCCUAACAGGACUAACACACUGGAUAGACGACGUAAAGAGUUAUGCUUUAGCAGAUGUACUCAUGAUACUCGUGGGAGCAAAACAGGACUUAGCCGCAGAGAAACGUGAGGUGACAGAGGAACAAGCGAGGAAAUUUGCUUCCAAUUAUCCUGAGAUUGUUGAUGUUGUGGAAACCUCUGCUAAGGUAUGUCAUAUUUUCGCGUCUUUUUUGACCGUUUGCGUGCAUCGCUAUUAGGGACCUUUAGCAAAUAGGUGACGGCAACGCGACGCGACGACGACGGCCAAAAUAAACUCGUUCGAAUGAGCAACUUUAAGAUCAACAUGUCUUGUAUUAUCCGUUGUGUGAAUUUAUUGCAAUUUAAGAAGGUCAAGACAGAGGUUUAUAGUUGAGAAGACUUCUCUACUAAGUCAAUUAGUCCAAUUUGGCGAGGACGACUUCUCGCGGCUUGAAAGGCAGACGUUGUGUACAAAACGUGAAAAUCUUUGGUUUGCUGUUGUAAACAGAGCAAGGACGACGUCUAGAACUCCCAUGGGACCUUUAAUUAUGCAUUUUCUUUCUACACUGUCAUUAAAAUUUCAUUAUAUUAAUAGCCGUCGCCGUCCUGCUAGCUAAAGGUCCCUAUUUUCAACCCCUUAAGAGACGGACUUUGAACCAAAUCUAAGGUAUCUGUUUCAUGCACAAUGCCACAAUAUCCCAAGAAAGUAUAAUGUCAUAGUGAUGAUAAUUUGAUAAUCAAAAAUUGUUAAAAUCUCAAGAACGACGAGAGUUUGGUAAAGUAUCUAAUUUGGUCAAUUUACAGUGUACAUCAUACAAAAUGGUGUGAAAUUUCGGUACAUAAGCACUGUAAAUUUCUAUAGUGACCUACGUCAGUCUGUGACGUAGUCUAGUGAUGCUGGGCUUAGCAAAAACAAGCGAUAUUAUAGUGGCAAUGACAGAAAGUUGACAGAUGUUGCCAAAGCGAAAGACGAUUUUAUUUCUUAAGUUGUGUUAAGUAUUUAAGUUGUGUUAGGUACGGAUGCUGCGCCUUGUUAAUCCCAAUCUAUUCUAGAAAUAAAUUGUUUCCGUUAACAAAUCACGUAUUUAUACUAUUCUUGGAUGUUUUCGAGGAUGUUUUCGUGGUACAGGGACGUCUGCGUGGGCACAUUAUUAGAAGAGGUUCAGAUUUCGGCUUCCGCUAUCCUCUCUAUUGAGUUCAAGAACUGCUGACGAUGAUAUAUGAUGGUAAAGACGUCGCAUACUAUUUUUGCCGAUAUUGGUACAUCCUUGAGUAUAUGUUUGCAAAGCAAUCAAUGUAAAUAUUUUCGCUUUCGAUCCGGAAACCCGAAUUCUCAUGAGUUGCAGAUUUUGAUAAAUAAACACUUAAGAGGUGGCGGCUUGUUUUUUUCCACGAAAAACAAACCAAUUAUUUUAUUUUUGUUUAGAAUUCUGUGAACAUCGAAACAGUUUUUAUCACGUUAUCACGAGCGUUAAAGAACAAGUACGAAAAGAAAGCACAACCACGAUCGCCAACAUUUCCUAACACUAUAGACAAUCAACCAAAACCUUCACUGUUUGCGAGUCUGUGCAGUGUUAAUAGAUGUUGUAACUGAUUGGGACAAUAAACAUUGGGUUUCCAUACCCUAAUACCGUGAGGUCACUGAUAGAAAUGUCAUACUACUUUGUCUUAUUUAUAAUAAUAACUGGUCGUAAAUAAAUUGUGUGAAUAUAUGAAGAUUCCAAGAAAUAAAACAGGGUUAGAACUUUGAAGAAUUAAUUAAUGAACAUUACGAAUGUGACCAGCGGUAAAUGAAAUAGCUUGUAAAGUACUGUAAAUAGUUAAAGUAUUAAAUGGAUAUGAAGUUUUGAGUUAUGAAGAAAAUUGUGUAUUGUUUUCAAUAGUUCAACAAUUUAUUUGAAACACAUG